CACAGCGCAUCCGCUUGCCUCCCCAUUGACGUCACUUUGGUAUCACAUGAACGAGAAGGGACCAAUCCAAGUGGCUCUAUCGAAGUGCUUCGGUUCUUUCACGAAGAUAGAAGAAAAAGACAGUAAAAAGGAACCAUGCCAAUGACCGUUUAAAGACCAAGAAACACGAAGAAACACGUCGCCUUAGGAUUUGGGUGUUUUCUAUCAAAGCUACGUGACUUGUAUGAGUUCAAUCUGUGGAAGAUGUUAUCUGGACUGGAGCUGGCAGAAUGGACAUGGCCCGAACAUAUUGAGUAGCUCGUUGGGGGUGCUAAACGCGGACAGGAUAGACAUUACAGUGGGAAUGGUGUGGAUAUAGGAUUAUUUGCCUAUCCAAUAACUGCUCCUUUACUUUUCCGUUCUGAAAUACCCCCAUCAAAGACUCUUUCAUGGCUUUUCUAUCAGUGGCUCCGCCGUGUCUGUUUUUCGCCCACAACACUCUUUUAACAAUUGAGGUCGUAUCGCGGUAGCUUUGCUCCCAAGGUUUACAAUCCAAUCCAAUUGGCUUUUCUUUUGAAAUAUAUAUAUAUUUAAACUAAUAUUAGAUAGGCCUACAUUGUUACCUAUAGGAUCUUUUUGCGACGAGUUGAAUAUGGAUUUUAACAGCAGCGGUGGGGGUAACGAGCUACAUAAUAAACAAUUCUAUCAAUCUGAGGAGAGCAAGCCUUUGCUGGGGGAGAUGUCUGCGCCGACGCCACCGGAGGGGAAUAAUAUCAAGUUAGGCGCCGGGCCGUGCAAGAGAACCCUUCUCCAUUGCAGCAGUGGGAUGCGAUAUAAACUACUACAGGAGGGGGACAUCCAGGUGUGUGUGGUCAAACACCCUCGGACCUUCCUCAGCAAAAUUCUAACCUCAAAAUUCUUACGGAGAUGGGAACCGCACCACCUCACCUUGACAGACUGCAGCCUGGCGUCUGCGACGCCCACGGGGUACAUGGAGGCUGCCCUGUCCUACAGUACCAUAGAGGACCUGCAGUUGCUCUCCUGGGAUAAUGCCCCCAAAUAUUGUGUGCAGCUCAGCUUCCCCGGGGGCACCGUCCUCCUGCAGGCAGCCAACAGCUAUCUGCGGGACCAGUGGUUUCAUUCCCUGCAGUGGAAGAAAAAGAUCUAUAAGUACCGUAAGGUUCUGAACAACCCGAGUCGCUGGGAGGUGGUUCUGAAGGAGAUCAGAUCACUGGUGGACAUGGCCUUGACCUCUCCCCUGCAGGACGAGUCCAUUCACCAGGCCCCGCUGCAAAUCAUCUCCACCCUGCUGGCCGAGAACACCAACCUCAGCUCACAGGACCAUGAGAACAUCAUUGUGGCCAUUGCUCCUCUCCUGGAAAAGAACCACCCUCCACCGGACCUGUGUGAGUUCUUCUGCAAGCACUGUCGGGAGCGUCCGCGGUCGAUGGUUGUGAUUGAAGUGUUCACCCCUGUGGUCCAGAGAAUCCUAAAACACAACAUGGACUUUGGGAAAUGCCCCAGACUGCGUCUCUUCACUCAAGAGUACAUCUUAGCUCUAAAUGAGCUCAACGCUGGGAUGGAGGUCGUGAAGAAAUUCAUUCACAGCAUGCAUGGUCCCUCCGGGCAAUGCCCUCACCCCCGCGUCCUGCCCAACCUGGUGGCAGUGUGCCUGGCUGCCAUCUACUCCUGCUACGAGGAGUUAAUCAACAGCCGGGACAACUCCCCAAGUCUGAAGGAGAUCAGGAACGGCUGCCAGCAACAGAAUGAGCGUAAACCCCCCCUGCCCCUCCGCCUGCUGCGCCCAGAGCCCCCCACACCUCCACCAACAUCCCUGCUGCCCCUCUCCCCUCCCCCCUCAGCUCCCCUCUCCCCUUCUCCCACACUGCCCCUCUCUCCCCCGCCCUCCAUCGUCAACUCCAGUGAGAUCCUGGUGGAGUUGGAACGCAACAACAACACUGCCAACGCCAGGCGGAAGGGCCCAGGGGGAGGCGACAGUGAGCCCAACCUGAUCGACUGUCUGCUGGUCAGCCCCGCCCUCAACGCCCUGUCAAUCCAGCUGCCUGCCCAGGCCGACCGAGUGUUGGGCUGCUUCGCACUCAUCCUCAAAAUGCUGUCUGACUACGAUGACUGGAGACCAGCCCUGGCCAGUCUGCUGCAGCCCAUCCCCUUCCCCAAAGAGGCCCUUGCACAUGCCAAGUUCACAAAAGAGCUGAAAUAUGUUAUUCAGAGGUUUGCAGAAGACCCCAGACAGGAAGUCCACUCCUGUCUGCUCAGUGUGCGCUCUGGAAAGGACGGUUGGUUCCAGCUCUACAGUCCAGGGGGUGUGGCCUGUGAUGAUGAUGGGGAGCUCUUUGCCAGCAUGGUCCACAUCCUUAUGGGUUCCUGCUACAAAACGAAGAAGUUCCUCCUGUCCCUGGCUGAAAACAAGCUUGGACCCUGCAUGCUCCUGGCUCUGCGUGGGAACCAAACCAUGGUUGAGAUCCUGUGUCUGAUGCUGGAGUACAACAUCAUGGAGAACAAGGACACCCAGCUGCAGAUCAUCUCCACCCUGGAGAGCACUCCGGUGGGCCUUCACAUGUACGAGCAGCUGUGUGACAGGCAGAGGGAGCUCAAAGAGCUGCAAAGAAAAGGAGGCCCAACCCGACUUACUCUGCCCUCCAAGUCUACGGAUGCAGACCUUGCAAGGCUACUGAGCUCUGGCUCCUUUGGGAACCUGGAGAACCUGAGUCUUGCCUUUACCAACGUCACCAGUGCCUGUGCUGAACAGCUCAUCAAGCUGCCCUCUCUCAAACAGCUCAACCUGUGGUCCACCCAGUUUGGAGAUACAGGAUUGCGGUUGCUGUCUGAACACUUGGCGUGUCUGCAGGUGUUGAAUCUGUGUGAGACACCCGUGACUGAUGCCGGCCUGCUGUCCCUCAGCUCCAUGAAGAGCCUGUGCAGUUUGAACAUGAACAGCACCAAGCUCACAGCAGACACAUAUGAUGACUUAAAGGCAAAACUCCCCAAUCUGAAGGAGGUGGAUGUCCGCUACACCGAGGCCUGGUGAACACAUCCUGUAUGACAUCACUAGAACACCAACUCCCACAACAUCGGAACACAUGGCCUCUCUUACAUCAACAAUAAGAGGAUCCUCUCCCAUCUCUAGAUGAGGACACUUUUAUCUGGAGAUGACAUCAAAACGCCACGACCUCUCUAGUAACAUGUCCAUGGAAAAUUACUAUCUUUCUAGUGACAUCAUCAAAACACAAGGACCUGUUCUUUCUUGUGAAAUCAACAUACAAGGACCUCCUUUUUAGUGACAUCAUCAAAAUGCAAGGACCCACUUUCUUGUGACAUAAGGGACCCUCUCUUGCUCUCAUUCUCUCUCAUGUGUUGUUGCUCACUCAGUCCCUGUCCACAUCCUAUUUGCCCUCAAUAGACUCGUCAUAGAUUUCCUCUGUGUUGUGUCAUAUGUACACAGAACAAAGUUAACAAAUGGUGGAUCUUGCCCCUUUCCCCCCUCUCCCUCUCCUGCUCUCUCUAAGGACCUUUGAGUUUAAAUUACCUCUCUUCCCUCCAUUUACUGGGAGCUAUUCUACCCUUGUCUGAUGAAGGCUGGAUAACCAGGUCACAUUCCAGUACAUUUUUUUUGAUAUUGCCUCUAGUCAAUCCAAAUGUAGCUUUAAAAGACUAUUCAACUGUCAUUUUGGUCUUGUUGUUUUGUUUGGGUUCUUUCAGGUUAAGAGUCGGGCCUUUCCAGUCCUUCAUUGGGAAUGAGGUGCUACCUCAAAAAAAUAAAAGUUGCAAGACUGUGCCUAAUGCCUUGUAUAACACGUUCACUCUCAAUCAAUUUUUAUCAACUUGAAUGAACGUAUUUUUCCAGAUAUCCAGAUAUCUCUGCUUUUAUUUAUAUAUAUAUAUAUAUAAAUAAACAAUAUCACACACACAGUACCAGGCAAAAGUUUGGACUCACCUACUCUUUCAAGGCUUUUUCUUUAUUUUUACUAUUGUCUACAUUGUAGAGUAAUGGUGAAGACAUAAAAAUGAUGAAAUAACACAUAUGGAAUCAUGUAGUAACCCCAAAAAAUAUAUUUUUAGAUUUCUUCAAAGUAACCACCCUUUGCCUUGAUGACAGCUUUGCACAAUCUUGGCACUCUCUCAACCAGCUUCACCUGGAAUUAUUUUCCAACAGUCUUGAAGGAAUUCCCACAUAUACUGAGCAUUUGUUGGCUGCUUUUCGUUCACUCUGCAGUCCAAUCCUAAACCAUAUCAAUUGGGUUCAGGCCGGGUGAUUGUGGAGGCCAGGUCAUCUGAUGCAGCACUGCCAUCACUCUCCUUCUUGGUCAAAUAGCCCUUACACAACCUGGAGGUGAGUUGCGUCGUUCUCCUGUUCUAAAACAAAUGAUAGCCCCACUAACUGCAAACCAGAUGGGAUGGGGUAUCGCUGAAGAAUGCUGUGGUAGCCAUGCUGGUUAAGUGUGCCUUGAAUUCUAAAUAAAUCACUGACAGUGUCACCAGCAAAGCACCAUCGCACCUCCUCCUCCAUGCAUCACGGUGGGAACCACACAUGCGGAGAUCCUCUGUUCAUCUACUCUGCGUCUCACAAAGACACGGCGGUUGCAACCACAAAUCUCAAAAUUGGUCUCAUCAGACCAAGGGACAGAUUUCCACUGGUCUAAUGUCCGUUGCUCAUGUUUCUUGGCCAAAGCAAGUGUCUUCUUAUUGGUGUCCUUUAGUAGUGGUUUCUUUGUAGCAAUUUGACCACGAAGGCCUGAUUCACGCAGUCUCCUCUGAACAGUUGAUGUUGAGAUGUGUCUGUUACUUGAACUCUGAUGCAUUUAUUUGGGCUGCAAUUUCUGUGGUUGGUAACUCUAAUUAAUUUGUCCUCUGCAGCAGAGGUAACUCUGGGUCUUCCUUUCCUGUGGCGGUCCUCAUGAGAGCCAGUUUCAUCACAGUGCUUGAUGGUUUUUGCGACUGCUCUUGAAGUUCUUGAAAUUCUCUGUAUUGAUUGACCUUCAUAUCUUAAAGUAAUGAUGGACUGUCUUUUCUCUUUGCUGACUUGCCAUAAUAUGGACUUGGUCUAUCUUCUGUAUACCACCCCUACCUUGUCACAACACAACUGAUUGGCUCAAAUGUAUUAAGAAGGAAAGAAAUUCCACAAAUCUAACUUUUAACCAGGCACACCUGUUAAUUGAAAUGCAUUCCAGGUGACAACCUCAUGAAGUUGGUUGAGAGAAUGCCAAGCGUGUGCAAAGCUGUCAAGGUAAAUGGUGGCUGCUUUCAAGAAUCUAAAAAAUAUUUUGAUUUGUUUAACACUUUUUUGGUUACUACAUGAUUCCAUAUGUGUUAUUUCAUAGUGUUGAUGUCUUCACUAUUAUUCUACAAUGUAGAAAAUAGUAAAAAUAAAGAAAAACCUUUGAAUGAAUAGGUGUGUCAACUUCUGACUGGUACUGUGUAUGUAUGUUUUAUUUAUUUAUAUAUAUAUUCCCCGUUGACAUUUUAAAAGCAGACAUUUCAGGAGCUCUGCUCUGCAGUUGCAAAAUCCAUUUAAAGGAAAACAUGUUUGUACAUAACUCCCAUAUUUAAUAGAAUGGUUGUGCAGUAGGUGGUCUGAGACUGCCUUGUAUUUAUGAUUUCUCUCUUCAUAUCCUGUUUUUCUGCCUCCCCUAAUUUUGUCAUAUACCUUUUUUUCACUUUCUAGGCAAUUUAUCCAUAAUCCAUGUUGUGGCUUCAACAGAGGCCCCAUGUACACCUUGCAUCAACCUCUCAAUGUUGCCUUUUUGGCAUGAUGGGGCAUGUUUUUAUAGAGAUGAAUAUUAGACACUUUUUGCUAGUGGAUGUAGAUAUACAGGCCAUGGUCAUCCUUAAUGGGAUAGGAAUAUUUUGUCAUUGUCAGGAGUGAAGAGGCUCUGUAGAGGCAACAGCAUGGUGUGUAGAUGACCCGAUUUAAAAAAAAUAAUAAUAAUAAUAAUAAUAAUAAUUUUAAAAAUGGGCACAUUAAAUGCCCAAAGUCUAGACUAAGAUUUUAAUUCACAAUUGUUUGCCAUACUGUACUUCAAAAAAGAAACUAUUGCAUCAAACAUCAGUACUGUCUGAAACGUGACAUAACGGUGGAUUCUGAUGUGCUAAUCAUUCAUUCACAGAACCACAUUUCUCUCUACUCCCCAUCAAGCAUGGAGAGAGGGCACUGUUUGGAGCAUCCUCACCCAUGAAAGUAGUACAUGUUUCUCGGUUAAAAUGUUUUGCAUUCAAUCUUUAUUUGAAAUCCUAAGAACACUUUCUGUUUACAUGGGCAUACUGUGGACAAGUCCAAUUUUUUAAACCACCUGUUUUGAAUUGAUUUGCCAUAUUGUUACCAAGGAAUGUUAUUUCAGCAUUCAGGUAUGUGACUUUGCCCACACAAACAGCAGAACAGUGUUGUCCUCUGUGUCGCUUCUCUUCUGCUGUAGGUGGCUUUGAUCAAUCUGUCCCUUCUCUGUGCCCUUUCAGGGUGUCUUACACAAUCAGAUCGUUCUUUUGACUGCCCUACUCUGGUCCCAUCCACUUCUUGUUUUUUCAGAAUUCUCUAGAAUUCUCUUCAGUUUUGGCAGAACUUAAAGAACACAGAGUUGGACACCGUCCAAUAAGAGUUCAAUGCUAUGUUUAUUUUGAGUGCCAUUACGGUUACUGGCACUACAUUUCAUUGUGUAUUGGCAUCUUUGGUCUGGCUUAGGACCUCAUGCUGUCACUUCCUGUAUAGUGUAUGUAUGUAUAUGUGUAUAUAUAUAUAUACAUACACACACACGUGUAUAUAAUUUUCUGUCCCCCUCCCCUCUGUGCUUCUUAGUCUCCCUGUUAGGGAGGCUGUCAUUGCCUUCAUCUUAAGGACAUGUGCGUGUGGUCAUUAACUUUUUAUUUUCACACAAAGUGCACUGUAAUCUGUUGUGUUUUCAUGGUUAGUAUCUUUUGAUUUGUUUGUCAACUGUUUAUUUGAUUUGAUCACGUUAUCAGUUUAUUUGUCGCCUGACUUUUUUUUUGGCAUGUACAUUUUGCAUCAGCUGAUGUUUUUUUAUUUUGUAACUUUAUUUUAAAGAUUUGAAUAUGAAAAGGGUCAGAUCACUAGCUCUGAAGUCGACCUACACCCUUUGUCCAUGGGUUACCACAAUGUUCUGAUCGAAGCUCAAUGAUAAGCAGUACAUGUCAUAAACCAGCGAUUUAAUCACCUUGGUGUGUGAUUACAGACCUUUUGUAUUGCUGGACACAUUAGCUCGUGCACAAAAUACUGUGUAAUGAAAUGAACAUAGUAUGUAUGUUAGUAUGCCAGUGAGUGUACUGGUUACUGAACCGGUUGUACACUGGUGACAUACUGUGUGUAAUGAUAUGAACAUAGUAUGUAUGUGGGAACCUGACCUGAGGAUUUCUUUUGUAGCCCUGAUGUUCCUCUAGUUUUUAACAUUGAAAUGUAUAUCUGCAGCUGGCUAAAGAGGGAGACAGAGGUUGGAAUGUGGAGGGUUUUAGUACUGGAGAGGAAAUUGUGACAAAAACGAAUCCAUUUGUUAUAUCACUUUCCUGUGGAGCUCACUGUGCUUUGCUUUGGUUUAUGUCUCCUCUAACUCUCUUCUCUCCUCAUUCCUCUCUUUUCAGAGGUCAUAUUACAACCUGUACUCUUUUCUGAAUUUGUAAAGAUUUCUAUAAUUUGAAUUGUGACCGCGGCUUGAGUCUUAAUGUGGUUGACAGCGGGGCGCCUGCUGCUGUAGCACCCCUGCUAACGCAGUGAUGGACAAACUAGAUUUCUGUUCCCCUCAUUUCCUCUCAUCUGCGUUAUCUGCUUCUACAGCUGGGUUACUACUGCUCUGUGGCUGUUGUAAUACAAAAACAAGACCUUCUACGGGAAAAUAAAAUACUAUGAUGUGAAAUCAUUUCAAUCAAAAUAAACUGUCUGUGAAUAUGUUUAAAA
Messenger RNA from Oncorhynchus keta (chum salmon), 7897 nucleotides. RefSeq names its product C-Maf-inducing protein. Lineage: Eukaryota; Metazoa; Chordata; Actinopteri; Salmoniformes; Salmonidae. The transcript has 21 exons. The coding region runs from base 632 to 3028 and encodes 798 amino acids. Gene Ontology annotation, cellular component: cytosol; nucleoplasm. The record is from RefSeq and is a predicted model, not a curated record.